Messenger RNA from Lolium perenne, 576 nucleotides. NCBI's taxonomy places the organism in Eukaryota, Viridiplantae, Streptophyta, Magnoliopsida, Poales, Poaceae. The record is from RefSeq and is a predicted model, not a curated record.
GGCGGAGGGGGAGGACGAGGACGAGGUGGAGGUGGAGGACGAGGACGAGGUGGAGGUGGACCUCUCCUUCUUGGUGACAUACCCUCUGCUUCUGGCGACGUGGCUUCCCAGUCCGCUCACACACAGUCUACUGAGGGGGACAUGGAGGUGGAGAUGGAGGUGGACGGGCAGGACGAGGAGGCGGAGAGGGAGAUGGCGCCGAAGAAGUUGCGCAUUCGUGGUGAAGCGCAAGUCCCUGAUGAGAGGAGGGAGCCUACUAGCCAUGAAGCGAAAGCCCUCAUCAUCCCGAACGAGAAAGACAAUUGGACAUAUGACAAGGGGGUUCGCCAGCCGUCGAGCAUGCUUGGAGCUCUUAUUAGGACGUAUUGGCCGGGCUUUUACACUUCGGUCCCCGGCGGCGAGAAGAAGUUAGCCGAGACUUGGGCGGACUAUGAGGCAGCUCCUUGCCCGGGCUUUGGGAAAGCUUCUGACGCCGUGUACACCAAGUUUUGGGCCCAUUAUAGGGUGCCUGAUGAUAUGGUUGAGCAUGGGAAGGCGGUACUGACUAGGGCUUGUCAGAGGUUGACACGGCAAUAG